This is a messenger RNA of Nylanderia fulva, 1967 nucleotides long. RefSeq names its product caspase drICE-like. Gene Ontology annotation, molecular function: cysteine-type endopeptidase activity. Lineage: Eukaryota; Metazoa; Arthropoda; Insecta; Hymenoptera; Formicidae. Gene Ontology annotation, biological process: proteolysis. The record is from RefSeq and is a predicted model, not a curated record.
GCCCAAACGUGUCGUAUUCAGGUUCGCGAUCGUGUCGUGGUCCGAGAUUAAGUGAACUUGGGGAAUAUUUCGCGAUCCUGCUUGGCUCAGAUGGUAUUGUUUGCGGUACAGCUCGAGCAGGAACAGUCGAACAUGAGAAGGAAGGCCCAGGAAGGCAGGCUGACCGAUUCCUGCCAAGUGCAUAGGAUGCAUUUGGCGGACGCAGUAAGUACAGGAUUUUCGUAUUGAGCGAUUUCUGCGUUUCUUCUUCGAUCAGCUGAUAGUGGAGUAAAUCCACAAGUCUCUCUGAAUUGAGAACAUUAGUGUAUUGUGAAGGUUGCUAUGCUGCUUCAUCGGUUCUAGGUCAUUGUCGAGUUCUUGGAAGAAGUGACGUCAUCCUUUUCUCUCCCUGCGUCUGAAUAUAAGUGAAGAUGUGUGCUUCUAUGUUUGAUUGUUUGAGUGAAUUUAGUUUAUAUUUGGUGCCAGUAAAAUUAAGACAAAAGAUGAAGUGCUCCUUACGUCAAAUUAUCUCCAAAACUCUGAAUCUGUUUAAUGACGCCUAAACGACUACAAAAAGGCAACGAACCUAUCUUCCUCGACCAAAUUUGAACACGAGAGGCGACGUUAUGAUUUCCCUAAACAAUAUCUAUGAUCAAGAAUACAAUAUCGAAUGUGCUCGCGCAUUGCCAGGACCCAGUAGGAAUGAUAUGACUUCUAAUAUCUCAACAUUAUAUACAUUGGCAAUCACAACACAUUAUAAUAUGAAUCAUUCUAAACGUGGUAGAGCUUUAAUCUUUUUUGAUGAACAAAGCUCUGUUGCAGAUUAUUUUAGUAAGUACAAUUUGAAUGAAAAUGUGGAUUGCGUAAUGCUUGAUAAUACACUAAGACAUCUCGGAUUUAAUGUAUGCUGCUAUAAUUCUAAUGAUAAUAAUAUAAUAAAAAUACUAAAAGAAGUUGCAAACGAGGAUCAUUCUGGAAAUGAUUGUUUGAUGAUAGUUAUAUUAUACUACGGCACAUGCGAAUAUGUCUGUUCGCGCGAAAUUUGUGAAAUAGAACGUUUCUGUAAUCACUUUACUGCCGGUAAAUGUCCAACUCUAUUCGGAAAACCUAAACUAUUUUUUAUUCAAAUUUGCCAAUUUGGUGAACAUGUCGAGAGAGUUCAUCUCGUAGAAGAUAAUCCAAACGGAUUAUCAGACUCAUUUCGUAUUGAAGCUGACUUUUUGUUUGUCUUCACAUUUAUAAUAGAUUGUCCUUAUUGGCUCGUUAACCGCCACACACUUUUUAUGGAAAACUUGUGCGCUCAAUUAACCACAAAUGAUACAAAUUGCAGUUUGUUAACUUUGUUGACAUUGGUAUGCCAGUUAAUUACAAAAAUCGUUAAGUUGGGCUUCGUAAAGAAUUGUUGUUUGAAUAAGAAAGAAAGGUUUCCAUGCAUAAAUUUCUAUGCUUACAUGCUUGGUACAAUUUACUCCAAAAAAAUUUCAAUAAUAAUUGGUCAUUUGUAUCACACUGACACACAUAUUACCGGUCGAUAUGAGUUUACUCUUUACUCUAAUCAAGAAAUUCAUAUAUAUUCCUACUUAUGGUGAUAAUUCGAACCGAGAAUGUCGAAUUAAAAAAAAACAUUAAUAAAAUUUACUGUAAUGCAGCAUAAUCUUUUUACGAAAAUGAAGUAUUGAUAUGUGAAUUUGUCAUAAGCGAAAUAUUGCAAACAUUACGAAAAAACAUUUAUAUCAUUUUCCUUUGUCGAAAGAAAUCUUUAAUAAUAAAGUAAAGAGAAAUUUUUAAUAAUAUAAUAUACAUAUAAUAAUAUACAAUAAAUUCCUUUAUUUAGCAUAUGAUACGUUUGAACCGAGAGUAUAUCUAUUCCAAAAAUGAAAGCUUUACUAACAUUUAUUGUAAUGCAACUUAAGCUUUUAACAAAAAUGGUAGAGGUAUAUGUGCAUAUAUGUAAAUUUGUAUAAAAUAUGAGCAAAACAUUGCAAACA